AUUCGGAUAAUUUUGGGUUGAGGUCGCCACACGCCUGCAGUUCUGUUUUUGUGUGUUUAUCUUGUCUUUACCGUGGUCUGAGCGGCCAUACAUAACGCUGUACUGACGGUCAUUUACACAGCAAAACGUCCAUCCAUCCUUUUUAGGCUUGCUAAGAAAGCUUUACACCAUCCGCCGACAUACUUGCAUAUAGCUUAGUAGUUAGCUAACGUCGUCUAUCACUGUUUGGUGUCCAGCCUCUGAAUAAUAAGGGGCAGUUAAUAAGGGUAACUGUGGUAGCUAUCUGCCUUCAGUCUGACUUUUUAGGGCAACCUCUGACCUUUCGCUGGCACUGCCUCCGAGAGGUACCUGCUACUGAACUCAGAUCAGAUGACUAAGUGAGGCUACACUGGUUCAGCUGCCGGUGCCUCGGAUGUCCAAGUACAAACUCUUUCUGCUGAGGCAUGGGGAGGGGGCCUGGAACAAAGAGAACCGUUUCUGCAGCUGGGUUGACCAGAAGCUGAGCGAGGAUGGGGUGAAAGAGGCCCAGGACUGUGGUAGGCUCUUGAAGGAGCAGGGCUACAAGUUCGACUUAGUAUUCACCUCCAUACUCAGCCGCUCCAUCCAGACAGCAUGGCUGGUGCUGGAGGCUAUGGGUCAGGAGUGGGUCCCCGUGGUCAAGGCUUGGAGACUGAACGAGCGCCACUAUGGUUCCCUGAUUGGCUUGAACCGAGCAGAGAUGGCCCUUCAACACGGAGAGGAAAAGGUGAAGUUGUGGAGAAGGAGCUAUGACAUCACUCCACCUCCGAUUGACGAAUCCCACCCUUACUUCCUUGAAAUCUACAAUGACCGCAGGUACACCACCUGCGACGUGCCAAAAGAUAGCCUGCCCCGAGCAGAGAGCCUGAAGGAGGUGUUGGACAGGCUGCUGCCAUACUGGGAAAGCACUGUGGUGCCAGAGAUAAGGAAAGGCAGGACUGUGCUCAUUUCUGCUCAUGGAAACAGCUGCAGAGCCCUGCUGAAACACCUGGAAGGUAUAUCGGACGAGGAUAUUGCCAGUGUGACUUUACCUACAGGGAUACCGGUGCUGCUUGAGCUGGAUGAAAACCUCAAGCCUGUGAAACCUCGACAGCUCUUGGGAGACCAGGCGAAGAUUCAGGCGGCAAUUAAAAAGGUGGAGGAUCAGGGGAAAGCCAAACCGUCAACUUGAAUGCACUAAACUGCCCGUAAGACUUUUAUUUCUCAAAUAACUCAUCAUGUAACAUCAGACAAUAACAACAAUAAAUUGUUGUUAAUAAGAUUUAAAGGAUAGGUAGGGGUAAGUCUUACAGUGAAGUUGCUGUAUGUGUAAUAGUGGCCUGACCUGAAUGACCAGUGUGUGUGUGUGUGUGUGUGUGUGUGUGUGUGUGUGUGUGUGUGUGUGUGUGUGUGUGUGUGUGUGUGUGUGUGUGUGUCACGGGUCAAACUGGCUGACAGGGCCCGGAGAAAGUUCAGAGAUGUACUGUAAAUGUUUCAGCACUGUUUUGAGUUGUAAUAUGUGUAAGCAUUGAGGAAGCGUUUGUUUUUUAUGUUAUUUUUAAGCUACUUGUCGCUACUCCUGCCUGUAUGGUGACCCUACUGUGGUUAUUUAUUUAUUUACACACUGACUCUACCUUAGUAGAUUAAUAGUAAUGUGGUGAAGCUGAGAAAUCUUGAAAUAUGUUCAUUUCCAGAAAGGAGUUUUUCUGUUACAUUGAUAAGCUUUAGGAAUAUUCCCUUGCAUUUAAACAUGUGCCUUCAGUGUUAACAUAGUGCUCAGGCUUAUUUCAGGAAGAGCAUCAGAUCAUUUCAUUUUAUUUAAUUUAAUUUAAGAAUAAAAGCUUUCAGCACUCUGUUAACAAAUCUUAUCUCAUAGAAAUUGAUAGCUAGAAUGGGGUAAUUGUGAACCACAGAAAUGCUGUAAAUAUGCAAAACCACUGAAAUCCUUUCCCACACUGAUGUGUUACUCAUACUUUUAAAAUGGCCUACUCAGUAAGAGUAAGACAGCUGAAGUUGUUAUUCUAUGAGGUUUAUACAGUACAUUAACUCUGACACAAAAGAGGUUGACUUUAAAACACUGUGGCUAACAAACAUUGCUAUUUGGGUCUGAUAACUUUUUAUGCUUUGCACUUUUAUGGGGAUAUUAUGACGAUGUUUUAAAUUGAUCUCCUUUUUGAUUAAAAGCAACUGUGAAUGAUAAAUGCCAUUAUUGUGGAUGAAUAUGAAAAUAAUAAUAAUCCAAGCACUAUUUUGGUUUCCAUUUUACAUUAGAAAUGAUCAUACAUAUGUAAUUUGAUGUUGCUUAUGUAAUGUUAAUAACAUGAGUGGUUACAAGCCACUCUUGAGUCUGCACAUUUUGUCUCAUAGCAGCACUAUCUUAUUUCAUCUUAUGUUACUACUGUGUGUGGCACAGGCUACUUCAUUGUACUGUAUGUUGUAUUGUGUCUCUUGUUGUGUUUGCCACUGUUGUUCUGUACACUGGUCUGUUAGGUUAACAGGGGAAAAGAGAUAAGAACAUGCAUUUGACGAUACUUGAGUAGAGAACACUGGUAUAUUUGUCAUUUCAUGUAAUAUGAUUUCAUGUCUUCCCUGGUGUUCACACCUUACCGUAUAAGAGUCUGCAUGAUAAAAUAAAAGGGAUUUCAAAUUUUCCUAAA
Molecule: messenger RNA, 2654 nt
Organism: Dicentrarchus labrax (European seabass)
Lineage: Eukaryota; Metazoa; Chordata; Actinopteri; Moronidae
Gene: bpgm
Product: 2,3-bisphosphoglycerate mutase
Exons: 3
Coding region: 413-1189 (258 amino acids)
Biological process (GO): glycolytic process
Molecular function (GO): intramolecular phosphotransferase activity
Source: RefSeq, a predicted model, not a curated record